Argentina anserina (silverweed cinquefoil) is the source of this 3106-nucleotide messenger RNA. Its product is annotated as proline-rich receptor-like protein kinase PERK8. NCBI's taxonomy places the organism in Eukaryota, Viridiplantae, Streptophyta, Magnoliopsida, Rosales, Rosaceae. The transcript has 8 exons. Bases 648 to 2867 code for a protein of 739 amino acids. The record is from RefSeq and is a predicted model, not a curated record. Gene Ontology annotation, molecular function: ATP binding; protein kinase activity. Gene Ontology annotation, biological process: protein phosphorylation.
UUCUCAACUGACCCCAAACAAAAAGCGCUUCCUUUCUACACAAACACUGUCAGGAAUUUUUAGAAGAUUCCAACUCUGCAAACCAAGACGAUCUCCGAGAUAGAUAGGUACGAAUUCUUGGAGCUUUUUGACGUGUUGGGUUUGUCUCCCUGCUCGAUUUGGUGAUCUGGGUGCUGCUGCAUUUGCCCAGUAAAAUUUAAAGGUUGAAGCUUUGAUAUAAAGUAGGCUGCUUUAAUCUGAAUUCUGCUCAGUUUUUAAGGGGUUGAUUGUGUUCUGAGUUCUGACUAGGGUUUUUUGUGAAUUGGGUGGUGCUUGGAUUUUGAGUUUAUCUCAACUGUUGUUUUCAGUGUAGUUUUGGUGACCAAGUACACCAGUAUAGAAGACUUUAGUUUUACCAGGUCAGUUUGAAUUGGGGGUUUUCUGGCAUUUUGAUAUAUCAGAGAAUUUUAGCCCCAUUAUUACUUGGUUGUGGUCAAUUCACUAUUUGGCAGACAUUGUGGGAUCGAAUUUUUGCUUUUGUAAUGGUAGCUGAUCUAUGAUUCUGUUACUGAAAGAGACCCUUUUUGGCUCUGGAUUUUGAGAACUAGUAUUGAUGGAACCUAUAACAAUCCAAAAUUAGGUAGACUUUGCAUUCAAUUUAAUCCAAAAUGUCCUCAACAACAUCACCUUCUCCAAAUUCUUCACCUUCUGCAAACCCUCCAUCAAAUUCCAACACUUCUGCAACCAAUGACACCUCUUCCCCUCCUCCACAGUCCUCCUCCUCCCCUCCUCCAACCGCCGCAGCCGCUCCCCCUCCGGCUUCCUCACCCCCACCACCUGUACCAUCAUCCCCGCCACCAACUGUAGCAUCUCCUCCACCAGCUUCACCACCCCCGGCGUCUCCUCCUCCUCCUCCCAAGUCUCCCACUUCCCCUCCUCCAGCUCCUCCUGCUUCACCUCCUGCAGCGUCACCGCCGCCUCCAACGCCAACUACACCGCCCCCGGAGGCACCAGCGUCCAAUGUGUCCCCACCGCCACCAUCAGGAGGCUCCCCUCCCUCCCCAACACCACCAUCAGACCCCUCACCGCCAACUGACUCCCCUCCUCCUCCAGCUGUUCCAUCACCACCUCCAUCCAAGUCUCCACCACCACCAAAAGCGCCAGAAAAGUCUCCUCCCUCCCCAACUGCACCACCUCCAUCUGAUCCUCAGUCUGCUCCGCCACCAGUGGUCAACACUCCUCCCAAGUCCACAUCACCACCGCCUUCUUCAUCAGUUCCCUCAUCGUCUUCCCCUCCUGCUGUUUCUCCUCCUGCUGCCCCUAGUAAUUCAUCGACUCCUUCACCAGCAGGGGUUCCUACAGAGAAGCCUACUGCAAAGCCAACUCCUGAUGCCAAUGUAACGGUAAAUGCCACUCCUGGAAAUGCAAAAGGAUUGAACACUGGUGGAGCCGUGGCGAUUGGAAUUGUGGUUGGAGUGCUGGUGCUCAGUCUUGUUGUGAUGGCCGUGUGGUUUGCUAAGAAGAAGAAGAAGAGAAAAAGUGGGUCAAAUCUUUACACCAUGCCUUCUCCAUUUGCUUCAUCCCAGAAUUCAGAUUCUGUAUUUUUGAGGCCCCAGUCUCCAGCUCCCCUUGUUGGAAAUGGUUCUGGUAAAGAAUUUAUGUAUGCACAAUCAGAGUCUGGAGCCAGCAAUUCAAGAUCAUGGUUUACAUAUGAAGAACUGAUCCAAGCCACAAAUGGAUUUUCAACACAGAAUCUUUUGGGUGAAGGGGGAUUCGGUUGUGUGUACAAAGGUGUCCUGGAAGAUGGAAGAGAAGUUGCUGUUAAACAGCUAAAAAUUGGUGGUGGACAAGGGGAACGUGAGUUCAGAGCUGAAGUUGAAAUCAUCAGCCGUGUACACCAUCGGCAUUUGGUUUCCCUGGUGGGUUACUGUAUAUCUGACCAUCAAAGGUUGCUUGUCUAUGACUUUGUUCAAAACGAUACCCUUCAUUACCAUCUUCAUGGCAAGGACAUGCCGGUUAUGGAUUGGGCUACUAGAGUCAAAGUUGCCGCUGGUGCAGCUCAUGGGAUAGCUUACUUACAUGAAGACUGCCAUCCUCGCAUCAUUCAUAGAGAUAUCAAGUCGUCAAACAUUCUUCUGGAUAACAAUUUUGAAGCUCAGGUUGCAGACUUUGGACUUGCAAAGCUAGCAUUGGAUACAAAUACACAUGUAACAACACGAGUCAUGGGAACAUUUGGAUACAUGGCUCCAGAAUAUGCAACAAGUGGAAAGUUAACAGAUAAGUCUGACGUUUAUUCUUAUGGCGUUGUACUAUUGGAGCUGAUUACCGGUCGCAAGCCUGUGGAUGGCUCUCAACCAUUGGGAGACGAGAGCCUUGUUGAAUGGGCUCGACCUUUGCUUACUGACGCAGUUGAAACUGGAGAUUUAAGUGAGUUGGCAGAUCCAAGGCUGGAAAAGAAUUAUGUUGAGAGUGAAAUGUUUCGGAUGAUUGAGGCGGCUUCAGCUUGUGUGCGUCAUUCAGCUACUAAAAGGCCACGAAUGAGACAGGUGGUAAGGGCUUUAGACUCCUUGGAUGAUACCUCAGAUCUCAGUAACGGAAUGAAACCUGGCCAGAGUGAAGUUUUUAAUUCUGCAGAUCAGUCUGCACAAAUUAGAAUGUUCCAAAGAAUGGCAUUUGCUAGUCAGGAUUACAGUACGAGUUACUUUAAUCAAAGUCAGAGUAGCUGGAAAAGUAGAGAUAACGGGGACCAAUCUCGGAGUAGCUGGAAUAGAGAUCAGCGGGAACAGAGUAGAGAGCAGGGGGACCAAACUCGGAGUACCUGGAGUAGAGACCAGAGAAACCAGGACACUGUAUUACCCAUAGAUAGAUCUGGAGGAUGGAACAUUUGACACAAUUUAAGGCACAUGUUGCAAUCUAGAGUUCUACCAACUAUAUUGGGGUGUUGGAACAAGGUUGUGCUCGUUUCUUGCAAAUCUUCUCAUUUUUCACAUGAUUUUUUGUGUUCUCUGCUAACAUGAGUUUGUUGCAAGGAUGCCCAUUUCUGUGUAUUCUUUUGUAAGGUAGGUUCAUUGAUACAGCAUUGUACGUAAGCUAUUAUUUGAGGUUUUUAUAUAAAUGGUAUGAUAUA